AUGGUCGCCGUUGGCCAGAUACUGAAUGAGGUCUCUCACAUUGUGAUUCGCGCUGCCGCCGCCGAAGAUCCAUCGUCGACAGCCUCUCAAUCUGCUGCUGAGACGACAACCGAUAACAGCAAUGACAAGAAAGACAACGGCGGCGGGUCGAACUCGCCACUGCUUUUCUUUGUCGCUUUAGGUUUUGGUGUCGUCUUUACAAACUUAUGGAUUAUCGUUGGUGUUAAAUACUGCUUCCGAUACAAUGCUCGAAAUCGGCAAAUGCGAAUGAACGAGGACGGCGAGCCCAUGCCUCUCGAAAACAUGCCUCGACCUCAUCGCAGACGUCGUGAGAAGAAGCUGAUGACCAUGGACGAGGUCAACGACAAGUUCCCGAUGAUGAAGUACAAGGCUUGGGUUUCCGAUCGUGCAAAGGAGGGUCUUCCUACCAACGGCGGCGUUUCUGCACCACCCACUCGGCCUAACAGUAUUCGGGAGGCGGAUGGAAUCGUGCCAGACUUUUCUGCAAAGGUUCGUGAUUCGACUGAUGGACCACUGGCCGACAACGUACCCAAAUCGAAUACACAGCCAGAGACGACAAGUACCAGCAAUACCACCGAGACAAAAGCACCCGAGAUUUCCAUCGCGGCCGCAGCUGCCGAGGCCGAAAAGUCCAAGGAGGCACCCAAGACGACAACCGAUGGUCAAACUUCAAACGAGCAGUCCGCAAACAACCCUCGACUUCAUCGAGUCUCUAGCGAGGAAACUGAUGACGACGAUGAUCACAUUGACGGCGCCCUACCUCCCGAAUGUCUCGAAAACCCCGGUGAUACAUGUGCUAUCUGCAUUGAUACACUUGAGGAUGAUGAUGAUGUUCGCGGAUUGACUUGUGGACAUGCUUUCCACGCUGUUUGUGUCGAUCCCUGGCUGACCAGCCGACGAGCUUGCUGCCCACUCUGCAAGGCCGAUUAUUAUGUUCCCAAGCCUCGCCCAGCUCCUGAUGCCACCAACGAAGCCGGCGCGAACAACGGUUCCAGUUUUGAUCCUCGAAACAACCCAGUCUUUGGCAUGCCCGCUGCUCUUCGCUCUGCAUGGAUUAGAGGCUCUCGCAACGACAGGAAUGAAACACCGGCUCCCGCUAGUCGCCGACGCAGGACAGGCGAUGUUCCGGCUGGGCAGGAACCUGCUCAACAGACUGAACAGACUCAGCAAACAGCAGAAGUCACUCAAACAUCAAACGGUGGUGUUCUCUCCUCCAUGCGAGGCGCCCUACGAUUUGGUCGAAGACGACAACAACAAGAGAAUCCUGAUGCGGUAACACCAUCACAACUUGAAGCGGCAAACCGUACACCAGCCGCCACAUAA
This is a messenger RNA of Fusarium pseudograminearum CS3096, 1344 nucleotides long. RefSeq lists its product as uncharacterized. The record is from RefSeq and is a predicted model, not a curated record. Gene Ontology annotation, molecular function: ubiquitin protein ligase activity. Bases 1 to 1344 code for a protein of 447 amino acids. NCBI's taxonomy places the organism in Eukaryota, Fungi, Ascomycota, Sordariomycetes, Hypocreales, Nectriaceae. Gene Ontology annotation, cellular component: cytoplasm. Gene Ontology annotation, biological process: ubiquitin-dependent protein catabolic process. The transcript is spliced from 2 exons.